This is a messenger RNA of Punctularia strigosozonata HHB-11173 SS5, 2709 nucleotides long. Its product is annotated as SET domain-containing protein. The record is from RefSeq and is a predicted model, not a curated record. The transcript is spliced from 9 exons. Gene Ontology annotation, molecular function: protein binding. Lineage: Eukaryota; Fungi; Basidiomycota; Agaricomycetes; Corticiales; Punctulariaceae. The coding region runs from base 100 to 765 and encodes 221 amino acids.
GUUCCGCCUCUUGACACGGACAGCCUGGUGGGGUGCAGCUGUGAGCCAUACUGUGACCCAAAUUCCAUAACAUGCUCGUGCCUCAAGCGGCAGCACGAGAUGACGAAGAAUUCGGGGCUCAAGGGCUUCAUGUAUCAGGAUAACGGCAGGCUCAAGAAGGACAUGCACGAGUACCCUAUAUUCGAGUGCAACUAUCGGUGCGCCUGCUACGACGAGUGCAAAAAUCGGGUGGUCCAGCAUGGCAGAAAGGUUGCCCUGAAUAUCAUGAAGACGCCUAGGAAAGGAUGGGGCGUUUUCGCGGAUUCCAAGGCUAUCCCCGCCGGGACGUACAUCGGGACGUACGCCGGCGAACUGCUCACCAACGAAGAGGGCGAGGAGCGAGGCCGGCUCUAUAACAAGUUUGGCCGGACGUACCUGUUCGAUAUCGACUUUUGGUAUCUCAAAGGUCCGGACCCGCUGACGUGGGAGUCCAUAUAUGUCUAUGACGCCUUCCACGCAGGCAACUUUACUCGGUUCAUAAACCACUCGUGCGACCCGAACGUGGUGAUUGUCCCGUGCUACAUCAACGAGGCCAAUAUCGACAAGCCGCUCUUGACCUUUUUCGCGCUGAAGAACAUCAAACCUCACGAGGAAAUCUGUUUCUCGUAUACCGGUGUACCGGGAGACGACGACGAAGAGGAGGAGGUUAAAGAGCAGCCUACCGAUGGCAUCUAUAUCCGCUGCCGAUGCGGGUCAAGGAACUGCAAGGGCAGGAUGUGGAACUGAUGUUUGCUUGGCAGGCGUUAUUGCUAGAUCUAUAAACGUUUUUGGCCGUGUAGAAGUACAACAUACUAAUUCCUCCUUCCGAUCGUCAAACGUCGUGUAUACACAAGAAUUUCGUUACCAAUUGCCCUGGCAUGCGUGAAGGGAGAGGCCCAAGCGAUAGCAGCUACAAAACUACAUAACGGAGACAUGAAGCAGGGAUUAUAUAAGAGUAAGAUAGGCUUAACGUCUAGCAACGCACGGCGCGUUAUCGGCGCUUGCUGAGUUUCUUCUUUCCGCCGGCGGCCGCCUUGGUGGCGGUAGUCGUCGUGGUUGUUGUGAUCUGCUCGACCUCCUUCGUCUUGGGCGUGACGAACCAGCUGGUGAACGAGCCGGUCGUUGCCGCGCCGGGCGGUGCGGGACUCGCAUCUCUCGAUGCGGCGCUCUUCCUCAAAAAGCCACGCUCGCGGCUGGCCGAGCGCGAGCCCGCGUCUUGCACGACGACCGGCGGCUCGGGCUCGGCGAACGAGCCGUGGUCGUGGUCCGAGUCGCGCUGCUUGCGAAGAAGGUUGUGGCCUCUGUCGUGCAUCAUGGGCACGUAUGCCGCCCGUGAGGUCUCGCCCGAUGAGCGCGUGCGGACACUGUCGCUCGAGCGAGCGAGCGGCGUCUGCGCGGAUGACGGAGGGGGGAUGACCUGCAGCGGCUGCAAAUGGCCCUGGAGCGGCGUCGGCAUCACGAGCUUGCGCGGGCGAUGGCUCGGUGGUGGGCGGCCGGACGCAGAGGUCGCCCGCGAACGCACGCUGGACGCGUACGCGCCGCCCUCGCGGAAGGUCACGGGCGUCGAGUAACCUGAUUCCCCGCCGAUGCUGCGAACGGAAGGCGCCGACGGAGGAGGGGAACGCAUGGCAUGCGCAGAGGGCUUGUAGGAUCCCAUGGGUCCGGAUGGAAGGAUGGGCGCGUGUUGAGGAGCUUGACCCGCUCCGGGCGCAAAGUCGUGUUCGCGAACGGUAUGCCUUUCCUCGUAGCUGGCCAUGGAACGGCCAGGAGGCGGGACACGGAGCAUGGGUUCUGGUUCGAGCUCGUCAUACACGUCGAAUUCGCCCUCGCGGUGGGCGUGGGCGUCUUCGGGAUGGAUGUAAUUCACAUUCGAAGUGCUGGGGAACAUGGCGGCGCUCGGAGGCGGACGAGGAUCGAUCGGCGUGAUAACCUCCUGCGCGUGGGUCGACGGCGAGACUCGAUGCGAGCGAACGAUAGGGAUUGACGGCGGGGCGUUGAGCGCGGAUGCGGCCUCCGACCGCGUGCGAGCAUGCGAGCCGGGCCCCUUGCCGAUAUUCAAGCCGACGGCCUCGUACGGACUGCUGUGGUGCCAGGCGUAGCCGAGCGGAUCGGUAUCGUCCAGCUGGUCAAUCUUGUCCGUAUUGGACGCAUUAGCUGUGUGGUUCGAGAGCAUCGAGGGCGCAGUGUUUGUCUUGGGCGGGGCGAGGUGCCGGGAGGAGGACGCCACGGUACGCGAGGGCCGGGAGAGGACCUCGAAGCCCGAUGCUGAACCGGAGGCGACGCUGUGCGUGUACUGGCUGCGUACGUGGUCGAGGUGGCGGUUGCGUGCAAAGGGCUCGGCGGUGCGCGAGGCGGAAGGAUCUGCACGCGAGCUCUGGGACGGUCCUGGAUCGCGUGGCUUCCAAACCGGAACGGCGCGGGCAUCCGGGCGGCGAUAGCCGCUGGUGACUACCGGCAUGGCGCCGGACACGAGUGAAGAGGUGUCGGGCAUCGAGGGCGGCGGUGCGUGGAAGGGUGCCGGUCCCGCUGCUUCGGAGGCGCGCGAGGUGCGAGCGGGAGGUGAGCCCCGCGGCGGGGAGCGUUGGCUGUCGGGGACGGAGGCGUAGGAGAGCGAUCCCACGCUCGGAUUUUUGAGGUGUCCGUGGUUGAGAGAGGUGGUGGAGCGGUGUUCGUGUGAGUGAGCGGAAAUCG